Messenger RNA from Phyllotreta striolata, 318 nucleotides. The record is from the annotation of a GenBank genome assembly. Lineage: Eukaryota; Metazoa; Arthropoda; Insecta; Coleoptera; Chrysomelidae.
AUGUUCAAAUUACCGAAAAACUGGCUACUUAGAUCACCUCUUCAAGCUUACAUAAGAAACUGCAGCAGUACUGCCGCCAAUUCGCCCGUAAAUGAGCAAUUAAUACUGGACAAGCUUCGAGGCAAGUUCCCCAAAGCAGCCACCAUAAGUGUCGAAGACACUUCGGGAGGUUGCGGGGCAAUGUUCAAUGUUAGUGUCGAGACACCUGACUUUCAAGGACUGUCCGUAAUGAAGCAGCACAAGUUAGUUUAUGAAACUCUCAAAGACGAAAUGACCAAAAUACAUGGGCUUCAUCUACAAACAAGAAUUUCGAAAUAA